Messenger RNA from Thrips palmi, 2635 nucleotides. It is a transcript of the gene bbc, whose product is annotated as cholinephosphotransferase 1. Gene Ontology annotation, cellular component: endoplasmic reticulum membrane; Golgi apparatus. Gene Ontology annotation, molecular function: ethanolaminephosphotransferase activity; diacylglycerol cholinephosphotransferase activity. The record is from RefSeq and is a predicted model, not a curated record. The transcript has 10 exons. Bases 280 to 1770 code for a protein of 496 amino acids. Gene Ontology annotation, biological process: phosphatidylethanolamine biosynthetic process. Lineage: Eukaryota; Metazoa; Arthropoda; Insecta; Thysanoptera; Thripidae.
GUUAAUUUCUCAUACGAUUUGCUGCAACGCUGCAAACGCGAACUAGAUCUAGGUGGCGCAACCUGUUUACGUUUUUUAGAGUACAGUGUGUGAAAAAUGGUGUGAAGUUACGAGUCUGAUGUGGACUUGAAAAUUACGCAGUAAAUCGUUGCGUGUUCUCAACCCAUCCAUCACAAGUUUAUCGUUCGAUGUGAGAUGUUCUAAGUCGUCACCUGUACGUCAGCUUCGUUCUGCGUUGUGUUUUAUCUGCUGCUGAUCACUUCGCAUGGUGCGGUGAAAAUGCAUUUCUACAAGGACAAAAUCCUGUCAGAUGGCCAGUUAAAGCGACUAAGCGAACAUAAAUACAAUUCGGAAAGCAAAAGUCUGCUCGAUGCCUUCCUACAACCAUACUGGAAUUGGCUCGUCCGACAAGUGCCGAUAUGGCUGGCCCCGAAUCUCAUAACCCUGUCUGGUCUCAUUAUCAACAUAGUGACAACAUUGAUUCUCAUCUACUACAGUGCGGACGCUAAAUCUGACGCACCAAGAUGGGCAUUCUUUUUAUGUGGUGUAGGCUUGUUUGCGUAUCAGAGUUUGGAUGCUAUUGAUGGAAAACAAGCAAGACGGACUGGCACGUCGAGUCCUCUUGGAGAACUUUUUGACCAUGGUUGUGAUUCAAUUUCAACAGUAUUUGUUGCGGCAUCUGCUUGCAUCGCUGUGCAACUGGGUCACUAUCCAACCUGGAUGUUCUUUCAAUGUUUCUGUGCUAUGACCCUUUUUUACUGUGCACAUUGGCAAACUUAUGUGUCUGGUACCCUGAGAUUUGGCAAACUUGAUGUGACUGAGGCGCAAGCCACCAUAAUGCUCAUUCAUCUUAUUUCUACAAUUUUUGGUCCAAGCAUAUGGAUGACAAAGAUACCCCCUCUAGAAUAUUUUGAAUUGCGCUAUGUGAUAGGUAUGUUUACCCUGUUUGGUGCCUCAUUGAAUUUAUACAACAUGUUCCUAGUCAUCAUAUCUGGAGGAGGAGGAAAAAAUGGAUCAACCAUAGCUGUCCCUGUGGCCACCGUAAGCCUCAACGUCAUAGCAAGCAUCGGAUGUCUCACGGGAUAUUUGAGAAAUUUUUUCCAGUUUUGCCAAGUCUUUGAGUCGGGGGGAGUUGGUAAAAAUGGCUCAUCGGUUGCAGGUACCAGCGUGCUCUCCCCCAUUAUUCCAUUUGGACUUGUGGUGGUUCCAGCUUACAUCAUUUAUCGAAAAAGUGUUCAAGCUGUUUAUGAAAACAAUCCUGUUCUUUAUAUCAUGGCCUUUGGCAUGGUAGCUGCCAAAGUAACUAAUCGACUUGUUGUUGCACAUAUGACCAAAAAUGAAAUGGAGUAUUUUGAUUCGGCCCUUAUAGGCCCUCUGAUGCUCUUCCUUAAUCAGUACUUCAACUUCUAUAUUUCUGAGUACAUAGUUUUGUGGAUGUGCCUAAUUUGGGUGCUUUUUGAUCUCAUGCGCUACUGUUCAGCAGUUUGUCUAGAGAUCUGCAAUUAUUUGCGGAUUCAGCUCUUUAGAAUACCUGUUGGUGGAGGCCCAGUUCCAGUCAUUCAAAGUGGGCAGGUUCCCACCUCAGACAAGAAUGGUGCCGCAUCGGCUCAAGGGCUGACGCGGACGUCGGUGUCGUCGGGGUCCUCCCUGUUGUCGGGGACUUCCCGGCUACUGUCGCGGCAGGGCCAGGGCGGCCAUAGCGGCAUCGGCGGCCAGGCCGCGUCGCGGGGGUCUAGCGAGAGCCUUGUGGACCUGCGCACUGAGCGGUGAGGCAGAUUUGAGGCAGCCCCGCAGCAGAGUGAGACAGAAUGAGGCAGCGCCUAGACAGCGCCGGACUCUUGGCCACCCUGUCGAAGACUACCGUUUUGCUAUCGUCCGCUUCUCAUUCCUCCAGAUCAGCGGGCGUACUUAGUCGAGAACUCGCUGUUUAUUUUACCAUUUACUUCAUGGCGUUCCAGUUUAUCGCUUUGUCGAAUUCCAUUUUCUAGUGACGUUUAUGUAAUAUAUUUUCGUAAUGUGAAGUUGUUGUUUUUUUAAAUGGCUGCUUCAGCGCACCCUUUUGUAAUAUACUUAAUCCUUCUUUUUUAUACUUUGUUGAUGUUGAUGUGUGAGGCUGUUGGAAGGUUUUGUUAGUUGAGUUCCUUGUUAGACGCCAAUGAUAACAUUAUUCCCCGGCCGGUGGAUUGCCGGGUAUUGCCGGGGCUGGGCAAGCGCGCUGUAAAUCGCGAAUAAUGGAUAUUAAUAGUUUUACUUACUAGUAAGCGUUUUGUGUCUCGUUGUAAGUAUGUUCGUGUAUUGAAUCGCAUGAUGUAAGUGAGUGCAUGGAUUGAAUUGAUGAUCCUCCACGAUCCUCGCUGGCUUGAUUGCAUGACCAGGAGUAGCAUGUUCAAGUGUCAACAUAUUUAUUUCUUAGUGAUAACAUACUGUAAUACUGUUAUACACCGUGUGUAAGCUGUACGCUAUAUAUUUGCAACUGUGAUUUCAUUAACCGAAAGUGCUGACGACGCCGGCGCAAGCACGGCUCCAGCAGAAAUUGAUAUUAAUUAACUGUGGGUAAUUUGUGAGCCUAGCCUCAUGAAUUUGUCCCAUUGAUUGCAUAAUAGGAGUCCAAUAAAACAACAAUUUUAUUUGGAAA